AGUGCUGAGAAAGAUCCACCACCCACAUAGUACCUGCUCUGUGAGGGUUCACAGGGGUCCUGGCCCCUGAAGAUCAGGGUAAAAGGAGGCUAACAAAGUAUACAGAGAAACAGAUGGACUACAGUCUGCACCUAUAUAGUAAGUGGAGCUGAUAAAAUGGACAAUGAGUGUAGAAAGAGGGAGGUGGUCAUAAUGUUAUGCCUGAUCGGUGUGUAUUCAAGACUAGUUUAAAAUCUUACACAGGUAAUCUAACGAACAUUGUUGAGUGCAUCAGCUUGUUUGAGACAUAAUAGCAAGUAAAUAAGUGAAUUACUUUAUAAAGUACUUUUUUUAUUGGUUGAAAGUAAUUCUGCAUGGGGGUGGGGCAUUCCUUUCUAUGCUUGGGCCCACUGGGGGUCUGAGUUACCACUGAUUCACUGCACUGUUUUUGCACAAGGCCAUUUUGGACCUGGGACUGGUCGCAGUUUUACACCCUGCGUAAGUCUGUGCCUUUUAGGAGCACUAAUUUUAAAAAGUUAAGCACUAAAUUGCUUUAAAGCCCCUGAAAGCAAAAGGACAACGUAAGACAGUUCCUUCAAGCCUUUUAAUUCCAUACAACUGUAUCCUGCCUUCCGCCUGAUGACUGCUGGGAUAGGCUCCAGCACCCCCCGCGACCCUGACGGAGAAGCGGCUUGGAAUACGGAGGGAAUUCCAUGCAACUGUGACAUAGUCAAGACACUGUGUAUGCCUUUAUUUACGGUUUAGAUCAAAGGCAGCUAAAGUCAGAUAACGCCGCGUGCAGGCCGGGAGACAAAAGGCAACACAGACUUCUCAGACGCUGUUUCUCCACUGAAAUACAAUUGCUUUCACGACAUGCCAACAGCGACCUAAGAGGCCAGCCUAACAUCUUUACUGGUCGCGAAGUGAUCAUUUUCUUUAACCUGACUGGUCAACAGCGCGCGUGCAUAGUCACGCGGUCCUGUUGCCGGAUGGCGCUGAGCCUCCCGCAGAAAUGGUGCGUGCGCAGCCUUCAUUGUUUUUUCACGUAGCAAAAAAAAAAGGUGGAUUUUCUGGCGCCACUGAUGGCCGAUCAGCGUAAUAUGCACCGCAUCUUCGACACGACUGCGGAGGCUUUUCUCUUCGUUGAUGGAGACUCUUUCUGCGCUUUAGCUGUCUGAGCUGCCGCCGCCAUGCCGCUGUGUACCAGCUUAACGUUGUACCUCCUCAGUUUAGUGUUUUUGGGGGAAACGCGAGGAGACUCAGGAUUUGCACCGCUGGACGGCGCACCGCCGUCAAAGAUAGCUGUUGUGGGCGCUGGAAUCGGCGGAACCGCGACAGCGCACUUCCUACGGCAGCACUUCGGGCCGGAAGUGCGGAUCGAUGUGUUUGAGAGGAAGGCGGUGGGCGGCCGGCUGGCCACAGUUACGGUCAACCAGCAGGACUACGAGUCCGGAGGGUCCAUCAUCCACUCCCUCAACCUGCACAUGCAGGACUUUGUUAAACAGCUAGGGCUGAAGUACCGUAAGAGUGUGGCAGGGAAAACAGCAGUGUUUAAUGGCAAGGAGUUUAUUCUGGAAGAGACGGACUGGUACCUGCUGGACCUGUUCCGCCUGUGGUGGCGUUAUGGCAUCAGCUUCAUCCGCCUGCAGAUGUGGGUGGAGGAGAUCAUGGAGAAGUUCAUGAGAAUCUAUAAGUACCAGGCGCACGGCUAUGCCUUUAGUUCAGUGGAGGAGCUGCUGCACUCGCUGGGGGGCACAGGAUUUCUCAACAUGACCCACCGCUCUCUGUCCGAGUCUCUGUUGGAAUUGGGAGUAUCGCAGCGCUUCAUUGACGAAGUCAUAGCUCCAAUCAUGCGGGUCAACUAUGGCCAGAACAUCAGCAUCCCAGCAUUUGUUGGAGCUGUGUCUCUGGCUGGUGCUCAGGCCAACCUGUGGGCAGUUGAAGGAGGGAACAAGUUGGUUUGUUCUGGACUUCUAAAACUUGCAAAGGCCAACUUCAUCCAGGCACAAGUUACCACUAUUUCCCUGCAUUUAAAAGGUGAAUCCCACCAGUAUGAGCUCAGUUACACUACUCAGACUGACAAGGUGUCCGAUUUCUAUGACAUAGUAGUAAUAGCUACCCCUCUCCAGCAAAAUGUUAACUCGGGCAUCUCCUUCCAAGGCUUUGAACCACAGCUGCCAGACAUUGCAGGAUUCUACCAUCAGACCGUGGCCUCCAUUGUCCAUGGCUACAUGAACUGCAGUUACUUUGGCUUUCCAGACCCCAAACUUUUCCCAUUUGCGAGUGUACUGACCACAGAUACCCCUGGGCUUUUCUUUAAUAGUGCUGCCAGCGCCUGUCCCGUUAACAUCACUGCAGGUUUCCGCCGAAAGCAGCCCCAGGAGGCAGGAGUCUAUAAGGUUUUCUCACCUAAACCUCUGGAGAAGAAUGAGCUGAAGACCCUAUUCAAGUCAUACUACUCAGUCCAGGUCACCGACUGGCAGGCGUACCCUCACUAUGGAAGUACUCAGGAACUACCGCCAGUGACACUUCAUGACAGCCUCUACUACCUCAAUGGGAUUGAAUGGGCUGGAAGUGCCAUGGAGAUGAGCUCUGUAGCAGCCAAGAACAUUGCGCUGCUGGCCUACCACCGCUGGAACAGGCAGCUGGAGAUGAUUGACCAGAAGGAUCUCAUGCAUAAGAUCAAAACAGAACUCUGAUUUCUUCUGAGAAAUUGUGGCCAGCACUAGCCUGGAGAUUUUUUGUCUUGAACUGUAAUGGUUUGCUGUCUCAGACUGAUCUCAAACAGUAUUGUAUGACUGAAUAUUUAAAAAAAAAUUCUCAGUAGAAAAAGAUUCAAAGGCGAAAGUCAUUCUCAUGGAUAGGCAUUUGGCCACAAUGUGUCAACAGGGGCCUGUUUUACGCACCAGGAUUUCUUACUUUCCCUGCUGACCUUUAGCUUGGUUUGAUCAAACUGUGAAUUUUUUGCCUCAUGACAGUGGAUCACUUUCUACUGGGCUUCAUCACCAUGGCAACUUGUGUUACAAGGAAGGGGCAAGCUUGUGACCAACCAGGCAUAGCCUUCUGACUUAGGUGGACCUCUCUGGUCUUUUUUGGAUCACUUUGUUUUCUUAGUGACACUUGUAGGUUUUCAGUGUAGGAACGAAGUCAUACCACAUGGAUAUAAAGAACAUAAACUAUUGUAGUUCUGAUAAGCACAAACACAUUGACAAUGUUGCUUUUUACCCUUAUAGCUUUUCAUUUUACAUACUUACCUACUGUGAUUUUCUUUUUUCCUUCACUGAAAACCAAACUGCUCUGCUACUCUUCAUAGGUUUAAAUUAAAAUUAAAGGAAUUAAAUUAAAGAAUUUAAAUCGAACAAGAAUGUAGUUCUGCCAAAGUUGCACAAAGACUGUUCUGGGGGAAAAUAGCAAAUUUUUGAUUGAACCUCAAUUUCUUUGUAUUUGCUUUGUGACUACUACUGAAUAAAGGCAGGUUAUGGUCAUAUUAAA
Messenger RNA from Pygocentrus nattereri (red-bellied piranha), 3471 nucleotides. RefSeq names its product prenylcysteine oxidase-like. Gene Ontology annotation, biological process: prenylated protein catabolic process; prenylcysteine catabolic process. Bases 1170 to 2678 code for a protein of 502 amino acids. Gene Ontology annotation, molecular function: prenylcysteine oxidase activity. Lineage: Eukaryota; Metazoa; Chordata; Actinopteri; Characiformes; Serrasalmidae. The record is from RefSeq and is a predicted model, not a curated record. The transcript is spliced from 6 exons.